Pocillopora damicornis (cauliflower coral) is the source of this 1110-nucleotide messenger RNA. Its product is annotated as sphingosine 1-phosphate receptor 3-like. Lineage: Eukaryota; Metazoa; Cnidaria; Anthozoa; Scleractinia; Pocilloporidae. The record is from RefSeq and is a predicted model, not a curated record.
UUGGAACGGUUACACGCAACAUACUGGCCAUUCAGACAUCGUGUUGUAAAGAGGUGGAUUUACAAAGCAUUGAUUGCUAUUACUUGGAUUAUAGCUGGAGCCAUCUCAUUGGCUAAUAUUACUCUUAGAGUAUUAAGGGAAAUGUCAAAGUAUCUUUAUUUAUGGAAUCUGUUCAAUGCCUUCUGCUUGACGAUAAUCUGUAUCUCUUACACCUCAAUUUAUGUCAAAGUUCGUCACGGUGCGCAAGGUCUGUAUCAUAACGCUGCCACGAGAGAAAGAAAACUGACAGCGACAUUGUUCAUUGUAACAUUUCUUUCUCUUUCGUUGUGGCUUCCUUACUUUGUAACCUGGGUUGUCAUGGAAGCCUCUGACUAUUUGGUAACGCCACCUUUUCGUUUAUUUUACUUUUUCAUUUUUUUAUUUCACGCGAACUCUCUCAUUAACCCCAUAUUAUACCUUAUCAAAAUAUCAGGCUAUAGGAGAGCUUUCAUUGCUCUAUUUAGAAUACGUUGUCAACAGCAAAGACGAGGUCACGUUUUUCCUAUUAAUGACAUAUGAUAUGGAAAUUAUUGAGUUGAAUUGAGGCUUAGCAAUUCAUGAAAAAUUAUUGAAAAGGCCUGACUUUUGCAUCGAAAGGGAAGAUGGAGGGAGCAUGCUUUUAACUUAAAUCGAACUAGAUUAUUUGCCCAUCUUCUAGGUUUCUGGGCAAAAUGUGUCUUUACUUGAAGCUGUGAAGCGUUUUAUGGUAGAGCUGUUUAUAUUUCUCAAAGAUCUAAGAAUUCAGUUCUGCAGGCAGUAAUUUCUAUAGAACUACGUAAGUUGGUCAAAUAGGUUUUACCAUAAUUGAAGUUUUCACCACAAAUUAGAAAACUGUUAGUCAUUUGAUCUUGACCUUCUGUAACACGCAUAUGAACUUUUUCAUUGGGUAUUGAUAACAGUUUCAGUGUGAUUACGUUGUAAUAACGUGCACGAGAUUUUCCUACACGCCAGCUUCUUUAUUCUGAUAUUGUUUGUAUAAUAAUAUACUCAAUGUCGUUGGAAGAUAUUGUUUUACUCUGUCAAAUGUACAUUCCAGUGUAAAUUAAUAAACAUAUUCUCUGUGGUUAGGAA